This is a messenger RNA of Mercenaria mercenaria, 1156 nucleotides long. RefSeq lists its product as uncharacterized. Gene Ontology annotation, molecular function: cytokine activity. The transcript is spliced from 3 exons. Lineage: Eukaryota; Metazoa; Mollusca; Bivalvia; Venerida; Veneridae. Gene Ontology annotation, cellular component: extracellular region. The record is from RefSeq and is a predicted model, not a curated record. Bases 50 to 835 code for a protein of 261 amino acids.
GUUUCACGAGUCUUUUCCUUGCAAAUGAUACGCUGAACAGACGAACAAGAUGAGCUGUUCACUAACAUUUAAGCUUAUGGCAAUAAUUGUCAGCGUUACGUGUGAUAUUUCUAUCGGAGAUGCUAAGAGAAAAACAAGGAGUCAGUUUAGUUCUCAGGAAAGUCAGUAUUUUGACUUCGUUAAGCAGAACCACUCAAUCCUCGUGGAUUAUUUCACGCGUGGCCGCACGAAAGAGAAUGUGUAUGUUGACGGAAACUCGAAAAAGGAAUCAUCCCGGCAUAUGCGUUCGGAUUUGCCUUACAGGUCGCUGUGUCCUUGGACUGUGCGCUGGGAUGAAGACGAAGAACGGGUGCCGCAAUUUAUACCGUAUGCAGAAUGCCAGCAAAAGGACUGCAAUUUCAAAUUCGCAGAGUUAGAUGGUUUUACAUCGUUUGAACUGGAAAUCGAAACAUGUUGCGAACCCGUCACGACCACUAUGUUUUCAAUAAAAGAUGAGAAGUAUAACUUGCUAAAAAAAUGGCCAAUAGCAUGUAUUUGUGCAAAACGUAGGAGUCGUGAGCCGUUGUCUGGUCCAUCUAUCAGUGAUACACAGAGAACACAACAGGAAAUGACGUCACACGUUGAAACAGAUGUCCUCUUUCAGAAGUAUGAAAGUCAAAGUGAAGGAUAUUACAAAGCGGAGAAUCCAAAUAUAUACAUUGGAGUAGAAAAUCCUUCACUAAGCGCUGCACAGCAGGAACGAUUUUUGAGGCAAGAAACACUGAAAAAGCAUCAUUCAGAAUCAUUCGAAGAUGUAAUGAAAAAGCAAAGGAGCAGAAAGUUAAAACAAGAAUAGACCUAAUGAGAACAAUUCAUCACUGACUACCAUAAUUAUUUGAAUACAGUUUUAACUUCUGUUAACGACACAUCAGAAGUGCGAUUAUGUCAAUGCACAGACGAAUGUUACAUGUUUCUCACUGAAUUAACUUCAAUGCAGCAAUAAACAGGUUUUGGUUUACAGCAAGCAAACUGUUCUUCUGCCUCCUUAGCUACUAAGUCUAAAAUUUUGAGAAUCCAAAAUAAAAUUAAUAAUGACAAUUUAGGGGUAGUGAAGUGUGUUGCAAUGUUCAUUACUAUUACUGCCCAUGAACAGUUGAAAUAAAACCGAAUCUGAUUA